GCACCAUCAGCCAGGAAGUUGAGUAUGCUGUGUCUGGAGAGAAGGAUGCUGGGACUUGUAGCCUUCAUAGGGGGUGACCUCCAUGCUACGUCUGGGAGACUCCUGAGAUGCACCUUGAAGUCUUCAGCAGUCCAACAGACUUCUGGCUCCACACACCACCUCCAGAUGGCGUGGCUCUCCUCACAGGCACCUGUCUGUGGACACCAUACCCCUAAACAUAGGACAGGGCUGUAUGGGCCUUUUACACACCCACAGCAGACACUGGGGAGUUCCCGUGGCCCCCUCUCCCUCUUUACCCAGAGGGCCGCCCUCUCCCAGGGACCCAACACCUCCACAGCCAAUAUCAGGCUGCAAACACGGCUGGUGGUCACCCUGCUGUUCGGCGGGGGUCUGCUUGGCACCUGGUGGUACGUGCGUAACGAGAAGCAGCAAAAUCACCGAAUGCAGCGUAUAGAGCAGUUGAAAAAGGUGACCCUGGGCCAGGGAGACUUCAGCCUCCUUGACCACAGGGGGCACCGCAGGACCAAGAGAGACUUCCUGGGUAGCUGGGUGCUCCUCUACUUUGGCUUCACCCACUGCCCUGACAUUUGCCCCGAUGAGCUGGAUAAGAUAUCUGCUGUGGUCAGCACUCUGGACAAGGACCCGUCUCUCCCUCCGGUCCAACCGCUGUUUGUGACGGUCGACCCGGAACGAGACGACGUGGCGGCCCUAGAGAGGUACGUGAAGGACUUCCACCCCCGGCUGAUCGGCCUGACGGGUACCCCAGAGGAGGUGAAGGUGGCGGGGAAGGACUACAGGGUGUACGCCAGCGCUGGACCUAAGGAUGAGGACGGGGACUAUAUAGUGGACCACACCAUCCUCAUCUACCUGGUCAACCCAGAUGGACUGUUCCUGGACUAUUACAACAGGAUGAAGGAUGACGUGCAGAUUGCUGAGAGCAUCAGGAACCAUAUGAAGAGCUACGUCAAACUCCCUGAGUGAAUGACUGUAACCACGCCAACAAGACUAUCAAAGACCUAUAGUAUGGUACAUUUAGGCUGAACCCAAAGUCCAGAUAACAAUAAUCCUCCAUCAGAAAUGAGGCCCUGUGUUGAAUUAUUCCCAGACCAGACUGAAGCACAACAAUAUGGACGCUUCACCGAGGCUAUGCUGAUUCUGUGUGUGCAAUAAAUUGUUUUUGUCUGACACUGAGAAUUACCUGGAUAUGAAAUUAUCUUUAUACUAGUCUUUAGUGAAGGGCCCUGGUCAUUAGUAGGUGUUACAAUAUUGAAAGUGUCUUCAUAUAAUCUUAGUAAAAUCCACACGCUCAUGUUUUGUUUUAUACACAUUUUUGGCCAGAGUAAAACAAGUAUUUUCCCUUACAAACCAGUUAAACAAUUUCCCAAUUUAGGUUAUAUUCUCUUGAAUGAAAGUAGAAAAAGGAUUAAGGUUUUCUUAAAAGCUCUCUCAUCUGAUAUAGAAAACGUAUGUCAUGACAAACAUUGGGAAAAGGGUGAUAUUCUUAGGGUUAGUCAAUUAACACUACCAACACACCCUGAGUGCGACAUUUGGUAAAUAUCUUGUGUAGAUGCAGUUGAAAGAGAUAAAAAGAGCUUCUUUCUCUUGAGAUAACCAGAGGAAUACACAGACAUACAGAGACACCAAAGAUCAAACAAUAGACAGGAGGUUUAAAUUAAAUAAGAGCAAGUACGUGAGUGAGCGAGAGAAUGGGUGCAGCCAGGUCAUGAUGAUAGAGCAGGUCAGUACUAGUGGUCCGGUAGGCACAAGUGGCGUCACACACAGGAGUGUGUACCACGUUUCAGAGUAAUGUUCGGGUGUGUAAGUCCCCUGUAGCUCAGUUGGUAGAGCAUGGCGCUUGCAUCGUUUCCCACGGGGGGCCAGUAUGAAAAUGUAUG
Molecule: messenger RNA, 1895 nt
Organism: Coregonus clupeaformis (lake whitefish)
Lineage: Eukaryota; Metazoa; Chordata; Actinopteri; Salmoniformes; Salmonidae
Product: protein SCO2 homolog, mitochondrial-like
Exons: 2
Coding region: 25-981 (318 amino acids)
Biological process (GO): mitochondrial respiratory chain complex IV assembly
Source: RefSeq, a predicted model, not a curated record